Messenger RNA from Alosa alosa (allis shad), 6591 nucleotides. RefSeq names its product DNA (cytosine-5)-methyltransferase 3A-like. The record is from RefSeq and is a predicted model, not a curated record. Gene Ontology annotation, molecular function: methyltransferase activity. Bases 182 to 3376 code for a protein of 1064 amino acids. Gene Ontology annotation, cellular component: nucleus; cytoplasm. Lineage: Eukaryota; Metazoa; Chordata; Actinopteri; Clupeiformes; Clupeidae. Gene Ontology annotation, biological process: negative regulation of DNA-templated transcription. The transcript is spliced from 24 exons.
CGGGGAAAGAAGCCGAAGGAGGAUCCGGGAGCCUGCGGAAACAAAAAGGGUCAGGCCUGGGACUUGGCGAAAAGGGGGGUCUGAUAGAAGAAGGAUUAUCAGCUUUUAGACCUCUGAUUUUAUUUUUACUUUCUUUUUAUAUAUAUUUUUAAUCAUUAUUGAAGUAACUUUGUCAUUCUUCAUGACAAUGCCGUCCAACUCCGUCACCAGCACUGCCAACGCAACCAUCUUCAAAAGCUCAGAGUACACAUGUGACCCAGCCGGCAAUAGAAUGAGCGACAACAGCAGGAUGGACAAGCAGUUUGUCACCAUGGAGACGCCAGCCCACAGCAGCCCGGCUGCAAAAGUCGGGCGGCCAGGCCGGAAGCGGAAGCCAUUUCCGCGGAUGGACGGGUCAGCAGUAGGCGUGGUGCGGAGUCACCGAGAACCCGAGAGCCUUCCUCAGGUGCGCAAUGGCGACCUGGGUCACCAUGACAACAGAACAGUGGCCAAGGUGUGCCAGCUGAAGCAGGAGCCGAAAGUUCCGGAGAACGGGCUGUUUGGGAGUGCAGCGAGCAGCAGCCCAAGCCCCAGUCCGAGUCUGAGCCUCUCCCAGGAGAACGGCGUGGCGGCCAGCCGAGACGAGCAGGAGAACCCCGAGAAGGACAAGGAGGAGGGGCUGGGGCCCCCACGCAGGAAACGAGGCCGCAGGAAACUGGAGCGGCCCACCAAAUAUGUGGAACAAAAGGAGGAGGAUGGUGGAGACUCCGGAAAGAGUGAGCAGGGCGCUCGCGGGCGUCUGCGGGGGGGUGUGGGCUGGGAGAUCAGCCUUCGGCAGCGGCCCAUGCCCAGGGUUACCUUCCAGGCCGGGGACCCCUAUUACAUUAGCAAGAGGACCAGAGAGGAGUGGCUCAACAAGUGGAAGAUGGAGAGAGGGCUCUGUUUCGGUUUCUCUGGUAUGUACACAGCAAAGGUUCAGAAGGCAGAGAAAAAGGCCAAACUAGUUUCUGUGAUGAGCAGCUUGGAGGCUCACAGAGACAUGGCCGACGAAGCACAGGUGGAGGACGAGCUGCUCCUCAGGAGUCCCCUGCCCCUCCAGAGCCAGCCUCAUCCUCCGCCCCAGCCCCAGCCUCCCCAGUCCCAGCCUAAGCCUCAGAUGAAGCCUCAGCACCAGGCGUAUCCCCUGGCCAAGCCUCCGACGCAGCCCAGACCCCCCACUCACCAGACACAGCCUAAGCCGCCUCAGCAUCAGCCUCAGCCGCCUCAGCAGCAGCCCCAGAGCCAACCCAACCCACAGCCUCAAACACAGCCCAAGCCCCAGCUGCUGUCCCAGUUGCCCCAGCAGAAGCAGCCCCAGCAGAAGCAGCCCCAGCAGCAGCCCCAGCAGCAGCAGCCCACUGACCCGGCCUCCCCCACCGUGGCCACCACGCCCGAGCCCGUGCCCAUCGGAGAUGGGGACAAGACCUCGCCCAAGGCCGCAGACAUGGAGCCAGAGUAUGAAGAUGGCCGUGGCUUCGGCAUCGGUGAGCUGGUAUGGGGGAAACUGCGCGGCUUCUCCUGGUGGCCUGGUCGGAUCGUGUCCUGGUGGAUGACCGGCCGCAGUCGUGCCGCUGAGGGCACGCGCUGGGUCAUGUGGUUCGGUGACGGCAAAUUUUCUGUGGUAUGUGUGGAGAAGCUGUUGCCUUUGAGUUCCUUCUGCAAUGCCUUUCACCAGCCGACCUACAACAAGCAGCCGAUGUACAAGAAAGCCAUCUACGAGGUGCUGCAGGCAGCGAGUCAGCGGGCGGGGAAGGUGUUCAUGGGCUGCCCUCAGAGUGACGACACGGACACGUCCAAGUCGGUGGAGCUCCAGAACAAGCAGAUGAUCGAGUGGGCCAUGACCGGCUUCCAACCCAGUGGGCCCAAAGGCCUGGAGCCGCCAGAAGAGGAGCGUAAUCCAUAUAAAGAGGUGUAUCCCGAAAUGUGGGUGGAACCCGAAGCCGCCUACACGCCUCCUCCAGCUAAGAGGCCCCGCAAGAGCACAGCGGCCGAAAAGACCAAAGUCAAAGAGAUCAUCGACGAGAGGACGCGAGAGAGACUGGUGUUUGAAGUACGGCAGAAAACCAGAAACAUAGAAGAUAUUUGCAUUUCGUGCGGCACCCUGGACGUCUCCCUGGAACACCCGCUCUUCGGUGGAGGGAUGUGUCAGAGCUGCAAGAACUGCUUCCUGGAGUGCGCGUAUCAGUACGACGAUGACGGUUACCAGUCUUACUGCACCAUCUGUUGUGGAGGUCGGGAAGUGCUCAUGUGCGGCAACAACAACUGCUGCAGGUGUUUCUGCGUGGAAUGUGUGGACCUGCUGGUCGGACCAGGCGCGGCCCAGGCAGCUAUAAAAGAGGACCCCUGGAACUGCUACAUGUGCGGCCGCACGGGGCUCUACGGGCUCCUAGUGCGCCGGGGUGACUGGCCCAGCCGUCUGCAGCACUUCUUCGCCAACAACCACGACCAAGACUUUGAGCCGCCUAAGUUGUAUCCUCCGGUCGUGGCUGAGAAAAGGCAGCCCAUCCGUGUGCUCUCCCUGUUUGAUGGCAUUGCUACAGGGCUGCUGGUGCUGAAGGAGCUGGGCAUCCAGGUGGAGCGCUACGUGGCGUCGGAAGUGUGCGAGGACUCCAUCACCGUGGGUCUGGUGAGGCACCAAGGACGCAUCAUGUACGUGGGCGAUAUCCGCAACGUCACGCGCAAACACAUCCACGAGUGGGGCCCGUUUGACCUGGUCAUCGGUGGAAGCCCCUGUAACGACCUGUCCAUCGUAAACCCCGCCAGGAAGGGGCUCUUUGAGGGCACGGGUCGUCUGUUCUUCGAGUUCUACCGCCUGCUGCACGAGGCUCGGCCCAAGGAGGGUGAUCACCGCCCUUUCUUCUGGCUCUUUGAGAAUGUGGUGGCCAUGGGUGUCAGCGACAAGAGGGACAUUUCUCGCUUCCUGGAGUGCAACCCUGUGAUGAUCGAUGCCAAGGAGGUGUCUGCGGCCCACCGUGCCCGCUACUUCUGGGGAAACCUGCCUGGCAUGAACAGGUUGGUCAGAGAAGAACCUCUGACAGCUAUGUGCACAGACAGACUAGACCUGCAGGAUUGUCUGGAGCAUGGCAGGACAGCUAAGUUUGACAAAGUGAGGACCAUCACCACCAGAUCCAACUCUAUCAAGCAGGGCAAAGAUCAGCACUUCCCUGUCUUCAUGAACGAGAAGGAGGACAUCCUCUGGUGCACUGAGAUGGAGAGGAUCUUCGGAUUCCCUGUCCAUUACACUGAUGUGUCCAACAUGAGCCGACUAGCCAGGCAAAGGCUUCUGGGAAGGUCAUGGAGCGUCCCCGUGAUCCGCCACCUAUUUGCACCACUCAAAGAAUACUUUGCCUGUGUUUAACUUCCUUUAAACACACGCUGCAAUGAUAUAUAGAAAUAUCUAAAAAAAACUACAAAAACUACAAAAAAAAGCUCAAUCACAAGAAAACUGACGUCUGACGAAUUAACAAGAGCCUUGAAACUGUACUCUUGUAUUAUUUACAAGUCAACCAUCAAAACGUAGAUAUUUCAUGUUUUUUUUUCCUGUUUUAAAAAAAUGAUUCUUUUUUAUUCUAUUUAAUGUUUUUAUAUUCAUUUUGACUUUUUAGCAGUGUUAUCCAGUGUUUGAACUGAUCUAUGUGUGCAAGCUAUACACAAGGCAAAGUACUCUUCUCCAGACACUGAGUCCAAGUGAGGAAGUUAAGAGACUCAUUGACGUUGCUAGAGAACAUCUUAACUCACCCAUACCUACAUGGUCGGCAAACACUCAAAGUUUUCUGAGACCUCCAUCACUGACGUGUGUCCUCAGUGUCUGGAGAGUACUUGCCUUCAUGAAUCCAAAACACCAGAUCUCAUAUACCUCUUUGUUUACAGUUUCUAUACACAACUGAAAGUAAUAAAGGUACUACUGUAAUAAGGUGACAAAAUGGUGCUCCGCGGAGGAACAAAACACCUCAACCCAUGCGCCGUCUGUAGGACAGGCCUGCUGGAACGCCUCACUAAAGGCACAAGGCUCGCGGAAACAUGAACGAGACCAAUAUGCCAUAGCUCACUUUAGCCUCAAAGGCCUGUUUUUUUACUACUUACAACCUCUUUUACUGUUACGCAACACUACAAAACUGGUGCUUUUUUUACUGAACCUGCAAGUCUUCGGUUGCCAUGGCCACUGGUCUGGGAUUGGCCGCAUGGGUUGAGCUGUUUGUUCUCUGCCCUCUUUCCUUGAGAUGGACGUCUGAGAGGACGUGCGUCUCUUUUCCUGGCGUCCCUCAGACCAUCGUCGUUACUGUACACUUGCAGCAGGUGUGGCGGCAGCAGGAGAGGGGUGUGUGUGUGUGUGUGUGGGCGGGUGUGUGUACAUGCACGUGUGUGAUGUGUGUGUGGCAGGUGAACCCCCACCACCCACUCCCUCUCCACAAGCUAAACUCAAGUCAGGUGCAAACUUCAGCAUAUAUGGUGCGGCUUCAUGUGGUUCUUCUACCUUUUAUAGCAACUUUUGUGCUUUAUUACCAACUAUAUUGAGCACUUUUAUACGUAUCUUUCUGUUGUUUCUCUGGUAUUUUUAAGAUUUCUUUUCCUCUUGAUUCAUGUGAAUGUUUUUUUGGUUCUCGUUUUUUUGUUCUAUGAUGUGAAACUAGUAAUCUGAUGUAUGAUGUUUCUGGUGACCAGUAGGGCUGUGCCAGUCGAUGUGAAAGAGUGAUCUUUAUUUUUUACCUUUUUUUGUUGUUUUGCUCGGAAAUGUAGAAGUAAAUCUGUUCUCAUAGGCAGCAGGAGGAUUUUAACACAGAAUGUUCUAGGUCCCUCGACCUACCACACUGUGGUGAUGUUGAGCUGGGGACCUCUGAACCCGCUCCCCUCCCAAGUCCCAGCACAGGCAGGCACCUCUUUCUUCCCUUGUCUCCCGAGACCCCCUGGUUGUGUCCAGGUAGUUUACUUACUGUCACUUUAACUCAAAUAUGAACUCAAAUGAUUGUAAUCUGGAUUGUAAUUUCUUUUGUUUUGUUUUUUUUUCUUUUCUUUCUAUAGUAGGAUUUGAAGAUGCAGGGUUUUGUCCCAAAAAAAAGAAAGAUUGUUGUUGAGACAUUUCACCUGCUUUGUAAUUAUUCUUGCUGAGUUAUAGGAAAUGAUGGCGCUUGUAUGAGGCAGCAGAAUUCUGAUCAUGUGUUUGAGAAAAUGUUUCCCCCAAGUUGUGGCUGUCUCAGGAACAGAACCGGUCCUUAAUCAAGAACCAGAUUAGGGACAGAAUUGCUCCUGGGUCAGUUGAUAUGUGGGAUUCCACAGCACUGAAUAGAGUUGUUCAUUCAGACCAGUAGAAUUUUAGAAUUUGAAUGCAGAGUCCCCCUUUUCUUGUUCAGAUUCAACCACAAAGCCCAGAUGUCGUGCUUGUCUUGGGUUUUUUGUACAUUUUGUACAUAACCUCUUCCUGUCGCUGUUUGGAUUUCCUUGGAAAUAGCCUAUGAGAUGUACAAAUAUAAUUCUUUGCUAAUAUAUAUCAAGGAAUUAUGAAUACUCAGAUCUAAAAAAAAAAAAGAAACCUGAUGAAAUUGUUUGGAUAUUAUUGACAAAAUGUUGAGCAGCAUAAGCUAUGAAGCCUUUUGGAGGGGACAAUAUGACGCCCUUUUAAAAAAUAAAAAAUAUUUAUGAAUUUAUUUUUUAAUUCUCACGCAGGGAGAGGAUGCGUUUGUGAAGUGAUGAGGACAAUUAGAACAGUCUCAUCUGGACCGCACAGCCCUACAUCGCCUCAGCCAGUUUCUCUCUCUCGUUCUCUCUCUCCCUCUGUCUUUACUGCAUUCAGUUUGUUUCUUUGGCUUUUCUUUUUUCUAUUGUACUAAAAAGAGGGAUUGUAGGUGUUUCCUAAGGUGCUAAACAUUUUAUCAAAUUGAGGAUAAAAAAUAUAUUGUUUGGAAGAGAAAAUAAACCUUGUCUGACUGUUUUUAAGUUCCUUGUAGUCUGGGUUUAAGCGCUGUGGCUUAGCUCACUCCUCUGAUGAGUAUGUUAACAAAGGCAUUUAACUUUGUACUUGAAUGAUAAAUAAUGGAACAGGUUCUUAUAUUGUCUUAGAGUAGACAUGGCUGUAGUUGGUGCUUAUCUGUGGGGUAUAAUCAUGCGUUCAUAUUGGGAAGUAAGAAAAGAGAAAAAAAAGAUUUUUGUAAUCAUGUUUACUGUUCACUUAUGUAUCUGCUUAGUGCCCAGUGGCAUCGCUUCUUAAUCUCCCAUUCCAGGCAGCCCCCUCCCAACCCCCCAUGUUGGAUUUGAUUUAUAUAUAAAUAUAUAUAUAACUCUGUCUUUUGUUAUCAACAACUUUUAUAUUUAUUUGGCUACAACUCUUGGAGACGGCUCGGAUUCUUUAUAUAUCGCGGUGUCUCUGUUUUAUCCCUUUUUGUGAUUAUUUCUUCAUGUAUCAUACCUGUUUCCGGCAUCUCGCUGCCCUCUCGAAUCUCCGCGCAUACAGCAGAUGUAGCAGUCAUUCUCUCCCUCUUUCUCUCUCUCUCCUUGCUCUGCGGCCAGAGAGAGGGGGGAGGGAGCCUUAUGUCCCUGUGCUGGAGAACACUUGAAUAAAUGUUUUGUUUUUGUGCAAAA